AUGAAGUGUCUCUAUUCUGCGUUAUCUUCUCUUCCUCGCUUCCUUCCUUCACUCGUCUCUAUCUCUUCCUCUCUCCCCCGACACGCCAAUCCGAAUCGGAGUAAUGGGCUGCGCGCAGAUCGCCCGCAAAUCUCAUGUGCCAUCCACCUCGCUCCAAACGCCACCAUCGCCGCCGUCGCAAGCCGUUCCUUGGAAAAGGCCAAGUCUUUGGUCAGCUUAAAACCAGUGUCCAUUGGACUUGAUUUCAUUCUCGUUGCUUCUGUCUGCUCCAACAACACCCAUCAAACUUCACUUUGA
Eruca vesicaria subsp. sativa (arugula) is the source of this 297-nucleotide messenger RNA. The record is from the annotation of a GenBank genome assembly. Lineage: Eukaryota; Viridiplantae; Streptophyta; Magnoliopsida; Brassicales; Brassicaceae.